Molecule: messenger RNA, 516 nt
Organism: Anthonomus grandis grandis
Lineage: Eukaryota; Metazoa; Arthropoda; Insecta; Coleoptera; Curculionidae
Exons: 4
Coding region: 1-516 (171 amino acids)
Source: RefSeq, a predicted model, not a curated record
AUGGAUUAUAGGUGCCAACUCUGGAAAGGCACAGAUAAUUCUUACAUCAUUGCCAGUCACACCUUAAGGAAGGAAUUCAGUGACGCUUCCGUGCAAAUUGACACUCCGAUGCAGGUUAAUGUUUCUGUCCAGACGGAUGUAUGUAAUAAUACAGAUAAGUUUUGUCAAACGUCAAUGAAGAUUUCGGCAAUGACUCCAAGAAAAAUUCAAUUAAGAAAAGAAAUUAAAACUCUGGAAAAGGAAGGCUCUCACGCAAAAACAUCCCUGGAAGUAGGAGUUACUUUGGACGAUGUUCAAAAAUUCCUAGAUGACAACUACCCAGCAGAUUCUUGUGCAUUCCUUAAGAGUCAGCUAUCUCUUCUGAACAAGUCUCCUCGGGGAAGCAGAAUUAUUGCGGUGACACAAACGGGCAUGCCGCACGACAUGUCAGGAGACAGCUUUUCGUUGAGCUUUAGCGCAUAUAAAAGAGGAGAAUUAUACCUAAAACAAAAUGAUCAACAAUUUAAUCAGAAUUAG